CACUGAGCCAGUCUAGCAAGGGUUUCUUCGCAAGAGCUAGACUAGGGCCGUAUAAGGAAGACGCCCGCAUUGCUGGAGGCUUGGUAGGAGAUGGCCGGCAAGAACAAGGGCAAGAACAAGGGCAAGGGCAAGGAAGUGCAGACAGGUCAGGCCUCCUCUUCUCGCAACCAAGGAUCAUCCUCACGGGAGACGCCUCCGCGUCAGCAAGAAGACCAGCAUCCUCCUGCUACCCCUGGUCUCUCCCUAGGCUUUCAGUCUCUAGAUCUUCAAGUCAAGACUUCAGGAAGAAGCUCUGCUUCUCCUCCUUCGACCCGCGCUCGUGCGAUCACCAAGGAGGAUACUCUUGCGAUUGCGCAAGCUCCGUACAUCGACGCUAAAAACUUCGUUCUUGCUUUGGCCAAGUCUCAUAACAUCAAGGAGUUGGACAUCGAUGAGCAAGUGAAGAGCUUAGUUACUUGCAUGGAACAUCAAGACCCUAAGCAGCAGAAGGUCCUUCUCGACACCUUCAUGGUUAACUCCAGCAUUCUCUUCGACCAACUCACAGACGUCAUCCUGGGAGUAUCCAAUAUGGCUAAGGAACUUCCAGACCUCAUGAGCGAGUACGGCGGAGUCGAAGGUUUCCACAAUCAGUAUUAUGUUCUAGCCAAGGUCAAAGACGCGAAGGAGAAGCGUAUUCAAGAGCACUCUAGUGCGGUCAAGGCUAUUAAUACAUUGCAACCCGGCCUCAUGGACUUCAUCUCUCGAUUCUCGAGCAAAGUAGCGUACAACCACCAAGCCAUGAUGGAUGUAGCGUUCUGUUUGCGACGCAUGGACGUGCAAGACGUUGCGCUAUUCUUAGUCCAAGCUGCUGCUCUGCGCAUCCAAGCUAUAAACAGGAGCAACGAUACCAACAUUCUGUCACAAGACUGGAGCACUGUUAGGAACUGGAUGAAAGACAUUGUGGACUACGCGCUCACGAACACCUACUCUGAUAAACCCAUAGGGUCACCUCAGGCGGUCGCCGCUCUACGAGCAGACUUUAACAAGUGCAAAAUGGAGAAGAAGAAUUUGCAGUGGACUUCGAAUGCGAACCCUCCAAUUCUAUUCGCACGCAAGCACAUGCUAGAUGGGAAAGACAACAACUAGUAUGAGUUCUGGCAGCAUAUUUUCUUCCACUUGGAAGACGUCACCAUUCGAGGCGUUCAAACCCCUAUCAAGUACACUUUGCACGGCCUUAAUCAGACCAAGACUACAGAGGUGGUUACGCGCUAUCAGAUGAAGAUGCACCCUCAUUGGAAGCUAGCUGUUCCCAUCAACACUGAAUUUGGAUCCACUCCGAACGAGUCAGAAGCAAUUAACGAUGGUGGUAAUCGAAUUGACGCUGAGCUUAAAGAGCUAGGAGCGAAGCAGCUAAGUAAGACCCA
This is a messenger RNA of Alternaria rosae, 1403 nucleotides long. RefSeq lists its product as uncharacterized. The record is from RefSeq and is a predicted model, not a curated record. The transcript has a single exon. NCBI's taxonomy places the organism in Eukaryota, Fungi, Ascomycota, Dothideomycetes, Pleosporales, Pleosporaceae. Bases 91 to 1125 code for a protein of 344 amino acids.